AUGUCUUUGUCGACCUCUGCCUCGCUUCCGCCACUGCUGAUCUCACCAAGACAAUUGGCUGCAAAACUGAACUCAAAGCAGUCGCUGUGUAUUCUGGAUGCAACGUGGUUCCUCAACAUGCCCAAUGCGCCCGUGCGCAAUGCGUAUAAAGAGUAUCUAAAAGGCCCCCGUAUCCCAGGAGCCCUCUUCUGGGAUGUUGAUGCCGUAUCAACGAAAGGGGAUUCGGUUAUGAAUCUUCCGCACAUGAUGCCGAGCGGAUCUUUGUUUGCUCAGGCUGCCGCGGCGAAGGGUAUAUCUCGGGAUACUCAUGUCGUCGUUUAUGACUCACAUGGGAUAUUUUCUGCGCCGCGAACAGCAUUCACAUUUUCAGCAUUUGGCCACAAGGCCAUCUCUGUCUUAGACGGAGGUCUUCCUGCUUGGAUGGCUGCUGGUGAGGCUGUCGAUUCCGCGUCGCUAGAAACGGAACCUUCAUUGUCCAGGGGAACAUAUCCAGAACCUUCACUUGAGAGUGGAAGAGUCCGCUCGUUCCAAGAAAUGCUCCACAACACAACCUUAGGCUCGAGUGCUCAGAUCGUUUUGGAUGCUCGUCCCAAGGAGCGUUUCGAUGGAAAAAUUCCCGAGCCACGUCCUAAUAUGGCAAGUGGUCAUAUUCCCCAUGCCCUUUCAAUGCCAUUCAUGUCUGUCCUCGACAAGCACGAGGUCAACGGUCAAUCUUUCACUACAAUGAAACCGCAGCAUGAACUCUGGAAGGUAGUCUCGCGCAUUUUAGGAGAGGAGGGCAUGGAAAAACUUCGUCAUGACGGGUCAGCGCAGGGUUCUGUUGGCGUUACGUUUUCUUGUGGAAGCGGAAUGACGGCAUGCAUUUUGUGGCUUGCGCUUCAACAACUCGGUAUCAACGGUGCUAUCUACGACGAGAGCUGGUCGGGCUGGGGCCGUCGUGCGGCCAAUGGUGAGGCGCCUGUGGAAUCGACACAGUCAUAA
Molecule: messenger RNA, 981 nt
Organism: Malassezia globosa CBS 7966
Lineage: Eukaryota; Fungi; Basidiomycota; Malasseziomycetes; Malasseziales; Malasseziaceae
Exons: 1
Coding region: 1-981 (326 amino acids)
Cellular component (GO): mitochondrion
Molecular function (GO): thiosulfate-cyanide sulfurtransferase activity
Source: RefSeq, a predicted model, not a curated record